AUGGCCGAGAGGGAUCGGUCACCGGAGGCGGCCCCCGGCUCCUCCCCCCGCCGGGCUGCCAGCAAGGCUAGCAGUCCCACACGGCGCCCCCAUAGCCGGAGCCCGCUGCCGACCGCAACGCGAGACCCGGUGACCGGGCUCUUUGUCGUGUGUGAUAGCCGGCUGCCGAAGGACCGCCGGGCAAGACGCCAGGUGAUCCGCGCGGCCACGCUGGCGGCCCUGCGCGAUGCCCCGCCCUUUCCGACGGUUGAUGGCGAAGCGGCCACUCACCUGCCUGCCUCCGAGGACUCUGGCCAGUCUCGUGCGGUGCACUUUUCUCCGCAUGUGCUGGUGCGAGAGAUUGAACACCGCGGUGCCCGAGCCCGGUCGGCUUUUCUGGGCCCUGUGCAGCUUGACCACCUGAAGUACACCGAUAUGUCGGGUGGAGGCUCGGAUGCCGAGCCGGAUGCCGAGCCGGAGGCCGAGCCGGAGGCCGAGCCGGAGGCCGAGCUGGGUGUCGCGCCGGAUGCCGGGUCGGAGGUCAAGUCGAGCUCCGACCCGACAUUUUCCAAUGCCCCGCUGCGGUCGGCUUCGCUGCCGCCGCCGCCCCCGGUCGCGCUGGAUCUCCCGCCGCCAGAUGUCCAGGAUCAGAUGCCCUUCGUGCCGGCCCCGGCCAAUAGGACUCCAGCUGCAUCGAUCCUGCGCCGAGGAGCACCUGGGCCAACUGAUCCGUCAGCGAGUGGAAGGACCCUGGGCUCGGGCUCGAGCUCGAGCUCGAGCUCCGAUUCGGAGUCCGACUCGGAUGCCGAGAGCGACCUCGGCAUGGGGCUGAGCUUUGGCGGAGCCCAACGCGCGAGUCGCCUGUCUCUCCGGCCACCCACACUGGCGGCCAGCCGGCGGGCUGCCGGAGCUCAGCGCAUGAGUGCACGCGCGAUCAACCUCCAAAACGAGCUGGGCCUCGGCCCGGGCGCGGCGCGUCCCUCACUCGAAAGCAUGCUUGGCGAGGAGGCGCGCUUUGAGUCCGACAGCGACCUGGAGUUUGACGUGGAGGCAGUGGCCGCCGCGGCCGACGCGGCCCGGCAAGCCGACGACCCGUAUGCCGAAGUCCUUGCGCUGAUGCAGCUGGGCCAGGAGGCGGAUGCCGAGUCCGGCGACUCGCCCACGCCGUCGCGGCUGGAUCUCGACCCGCGGGAUGCUGGCAGCCCGGAACUGUCGGCCACCGCGUCACUCAUUGUCGAGGCUGGCCGGCGGAGACCAGGUCACCCAGGCGGCCGGAACCAGCAUCCCCUCGAGCCGGAGGACUUCCUCCAAUUGGACUCGGCCUCGGACUCGGGCGAGGAGGGCCUCAGUCCAAGCAUCAGUCCCCCACCGACCCCGGCCUCGGCGCACUACAGCCCGGCCUCCGGGGCCCCGGGGCCGGAGUCCGUCCCAGGCCUCUGGCAAGCCCGGUCCCCCUGGCGAUCGCCCCGCACCAUGGUGGAAGAUCCUCGACGCGUGGCCGGCCAGGAUCGCGCCCAGCGGCGCCGCACCAGCCAUGCUCUGCUGGAAGCACGUGCCGAGCAGAGCUAUCGCCACGCGGUGGCCGCCGACUCGCCGAUCGCCCCCGGCACCGAGGGCAGCCCCUCCAAGGGGUUCGCCCUACACGGGACACCGGCCAGCUUUGAAACCCGCCGUCGUGAGGUGUUCUCCUUCCCGGACUGCAGGCUUGGUCAAUCGGCCGCGGCUCUCGAGAAGUCCCCCAAUAAGUGGGGAUCCCAUGCACCGGGCACUGGCCGUGAUCCGGCCCAAUGGACACUCUACAACCUGGCAGACGACCAGACGGACGACGAUCCGGCCGGCCAGCAUCGGCACUCGGCCUCCGAUGCCAAUAGUUUGACGGCCUAUCUGCUGAUUGAUCGGAUAAGGAAGCAGAAACGGGCUGCUCUCGCUGCCGCGGCGGCGGCUACGGCGGCGGCGGCGACAACGGCAGGAUCUGCAGCCUCCGACCCGCCUGGCGAUGCAACGCCCAUUCCCCCGGCCGAGGUGUCCUCGGAGCUGCCCAUCGAAGAGAGCCCCCUCGAGCCGGGUCCCGGUAUCACGGUUGGCAUUUUGACACGUCGUCGAACGCGGCCGCGGCUUCCCCCGGUGGAGGGUGCUGACAAGAGGACGAUUCUCUUCACCGAAGUGGAUGCUGGCGAGGGGGCGCCUGGCCAGGGGGCGCCCGUGGGCGGCCGGACGCGCCCAGCCAAGCGUGCUCGAACCGCCGGCCGCCGCCAGCCUCUGGAUGAGGCCAGUCCGGCCGAUGACGGCCCUGAAGCCACGGCCGACGGGCCGAUUGCCGGGGCCGCUGUCGUGGGGGCUCCUCAAGGGACGCCUGGGCGUCCCAUUCGUCGUGCCUCGCGCCAAACAAAACACUAG
Fonticula alba is the source of this 2376-nucleotide messenger RNA. RefSeq lists its product as hypothetical. The coding region runs from base 1 to 2376 and encodes 791 amino acids. The record is from RefSeq and is a predicted model, not a curated record. The transcript has a single exon. NCBI's taxonomy places the organism in Eukaryota, Rotosphaerida, Fonticulaceae.